AUGACAGAAUUAAGACGUUCUGCUAGAGUUAGUGCUAGAAACAAUGGUGAAACAAAGAUUGAAUCUUUAAAAGAUUCUAAAGUUUCAAAACCAAAAGAUAAAAAAGUUACUAAAAAGGAUACCAAAGAUACAAAAGACGAAUCAAAAGAAGAAACUGAACCAAAAGAAAGCUCUAAAGAACUUGAAAUUGGUGAUGAAAUCCCAGACAUAACAUUACUAAACCAAGAUGAAGAAUCAAUCUCUUUAAAAGAAGCUGCAUCUUCAAACAAAAUCAUCUUAAUCUUUGCUUAUCCAAAGGCAAGUACACCAGGUUGUACAAGACAAGCAUGUGGAUUCCGUGAUAAUUUUAAUGAAUUAAAAAAUAAAGCUCUUGUAUUAGGUCUUAGUGCUGAUCAACCAAAAUCUCAAAAAAAAUUCCAAACAAAACAAAAUUUACAAUAUGAUUUAUUAAGUGAUCCUCAAAGAAAAUUAAUUGGUUUAUUAGGUGCUAAAAAAUCUCCAACUGGUAUUAAAAGAUCUCAUUGGAUUUUCCAAAAUGGGAAAUUAGUUGUUAAGAAAAUUCAAAUUAGUCCUGAAUCAAGUGUUUCUGAUGGUAAAAAACAAGUUUUAGAACUUGUUGAAUAG
Messenger RNA from Hansenula ciferrii, 624 nucleotides. It is a transcript of the gene DOT5, whose product is annotated as thioredoxin peroxidase DOT5. NCBI's taxonomy places the organism in Eukaryota, Fungi, Ascomycota, Saccharomycetes, Phaffomycetales, Wickerhamomycetaceae. The record is from RefSeq and is a predicted model, not a curated record. Gene Ontology annotation, cellular component: cytoplasm. Gene Ontology annotation, molecular function: thioredoxin peroxidase activity. The coding region runs from base 1 to 624 and encodes 207 amino acids. Gene Ontology annotation, biological process: cellular response to oxidative stress; cell redox homeostasis. The transcript has a single exon.